AUGCAACGACCAAAGCAGUCGCACUUGGAGGCGGCCUUAAAGGUGGUAAGGUAUGUCAAGAAGGAACCUACUCUUGGAAUACUGUUGAAGGCUUCGGGUGAUAAUCAAAUAAAAGCAUAUUGUGAUGCUGAUUGGGCAGGAUGUCUGAUGACAAUGAAGUCUAUUAUUCAGUUUUGUAUAAAGCUUGGGGAUUAUUUAGUCUCAUGGAAAUCGAAGAAGCAAUGUACUGUAGCUAGGUCUUCUGCUGAAGCAAAAUACCGAGGAAUGACAGCAGUAGCAGCUGAAAUCACAUGGUUAAGAGGCUUAUUAACUGAAAUUGGUGUAGAAAAUGUAAAACCAGCAAAAUUGUAUUGUGGCAUCAAAGUGGCAUUGCAGAUAUCAGCGAACCCGAUUUUCCAUGAGCGGACACAAAGCAUAUUGAAAUAG
Messenger RNA from Hibiscus syriacus, 426 nucleotides. RefSeq lists its product as uncharacterized. NCBI's taxonomy places the organism in Eukaryota, Viridiplantae, Streptophyta, Magnoliopsida, Malvales, Malvaceae. The record is from RefSeq and is a predicted model, not a curated record. The transcript has a single exon. Bases 1 to 426 code for a protein of 141 amino acids.